Molecule: messenger RNA, 1268 nt
Organism: Pongo pygmaeus (Bornean orangutan)
Lineage: Eukaryota; Metazoa; Chordata; Mammalia; Primates; Hominidae
Gene: MCHR2
Product: melanin concentrating hormone receptor 2
Exons: 6
Coding region: 96-1118 (340 amino acids)
Biological process (GO): neuropeptide signaling pathway
Cellular component (GO): plasma membrane; neuron projection
Molecular function (GO): neuropeptide binding; G protein-coupled receptor activity
Source: RefSeq, a predicted model, not a curated record
GCAAAGGUAACCCCGCUGGUUCGGGCGUUUGGCUGUUCCUGUGCCUUGACCCCCGCUUUGGAAAUGGAGCUUUAAUCCCUGGAAGUCCAUGAACAAUGAAUCCAUUUCACACAUCUUGUUGGAACACCUCUGCCGAACUUUUAAACAAAUCCUGGAAUGAAGAGUUUGCUUAUCAAACUGCCAGUGUGGUAGAUACAGUCAUCCUCCCUUCCAUGAUUGGGAUUAUCUGUUCAACAGGGCUGGUUGGCAACAUCCUCAUUGUAUUCACUAUAAUAAGAUCCAGGAAAAAAACAGUCCCUGACAUCUAUAUCUGCAACCUGGCUGUAGCUGAUUUGGUCCACAUAGUUGGAAUGCCUUUUCUUAUUCACCAAUGGGCCCGAGGGGGAGAGUGGGUGUUUGGGGGGCCUCUCUGCACCAUCAUCACAUCCCUGGAUACUUGUAACCAAUUUGCCUGUAGUGCCAUCAUGACUGUAAUGAGUGUGGACAGGUACUUUGCCCUCGUCCAACCAUUUCGACUGACGAGUUGGAGAACAAGGUACAAGACCAUCCGGAUCAAUUUGGGCCUUUGGGCAGCUUCCUUUAUCCUGGCAUUGCCUGUCUGGGUCUACUCGAAGGUCAUCAAAUUUAAAGAUGGUGUCGAGAGUUGUGCUUUUGAUUUGACAUCCCCUGACGAUGUACUCUGGUAUACACUUUAUUUGACGAUAACAACUUUUUUUUUCCCUCUACCCUUGAUUUUGGUGUGCUAUAUUUUAAUUUUAUGCUAUACUUGGGAGAUGUAUCAACAGAAUAAGGAUGCCAGAUGUUGCAAUCCCAGUGUACCAAAACAGAGAGUGAUGAAGUUGACAAAGAUGGUGCUGGUGCUGGUGGCAGUCUUUAUCCUGAGUGCUGCCCCUUAUCAUGUGAUACAACUGGUGAACUUACAGAUGGAACAGCCCACACUGGCCUUCUAUGUGGGUUAUUACCUCUCCAUCUGUCUCAGCUAUGCCAGCAGCAGCAUUAACCCUUUUCUCUACAUCCUGCUGAGUGGAAAUUUCCAGAAACGUCUGCCUCAAAUCCAAAGGAGAGUGACUGAGAAGGAAAUCAACAAUAUGGAAAACACUCUGAAAUCACACUUUUAGGAAAGUACAUGGAUCACCAUGAGUCUAGACAUGACUGUCUAUCUUACUGGUAUUAUUAGAAAGGGCAGGUGUACCAAUAUGUUUAUGCCCAUUCUUCUCGUGUACUUGUGACUCUUAGCAGCAUGGAACAGAAGUGUAACCAUGCAAAUG